CAGUUGUCAGUUGAGUUUACGAACAAUCAGUUGAAAUGUGCAAAAUAUUGUCAUUGCUCGGUUAUUUGCUGAUUGUUUUAAGUGUCACAUCUGUUUUGGGAGAUGAAAAUUUAACAUGCAAAAUAGGAGAAACAUUUUGGACAACGUGUACAUUAAACGGGCCGAUACUUGAGAAAGGAAGAACAAUUAUUCCUGUACGAAAUGAAGUUCAAGGCUUAUUCAUUGAAGACGACGAAAGCGUAAAAUAUUUGCCUGAUAACGUUUCAACAGUUUUUCCUAAAUUAACAAGUUACGAAGUCAGAAGAUGUUCAGUCGCUGACAUUCAUAAAUCGAAUUUCAAUGGAUUGUCGAAUUUAAUAAAACUAAGUUUAUUGAGCAAUCAAAUAGAAAGGAUCGAAGCCGAUGUUUUCGACGAUUUAGUUGAAUUGGAAACUUUGAACCUAGUUGGCAACAAAAUUAAGCACAUUAAUGUGGGUGCUUUUAAGAAUUUAAAGGAACUAAAAAAUUUAUUUUUGGUUUAUAAUCAAUUGGAGGAAUUGAAUGAUGAAUUAUUCAGAAAUCUGACUUCAUUGUAUGUCCUCAGUUUGGGAUUCAACUCAAUGAAAUCAAUCAACAAUUCAUUCGAUGGACUAAGAACACUGAACCAUUUGGAUUUAAUAGGAAAUCAAUUGGAAAAGUUGGAAAAAGACUGCUUCAAAAACUUGGAGACGUUGAAAUAUUUGACACUCUCAUCUAAUUUAAUAACGGAAGUUGAUGAAAAUGCCUUCACUGGAUUGAGUAAUUUAUACUCAUUGGAUUUAAGUCACAAUCAGUUGGUGGGAGGAAUGGAUCACGCUAUGUUUAAAGCUUUAUCUCACUUGCAUAUUUUGAAAAUGACAAACAACUCAAUUAAACAUAUUAACGCGAGUGCUUUUAAUGGAAUUGGCGAAUUAAAAACUUUGAUUUUAGAUCACAACCAAAUAGAAAAGUUGGAUCAUGUUGUGUUAACACAAUUGACAAAUUUAACUUAUCUUUAUAUGGCAAACAAUUCUAUUACUGAUGUCGAUGCCAAAUUUUUCGCCGAACGGUCGAAAUUCUUCCCCAACCUUAAGGAGGUUGAUUUAACAUCAAAUAUUUCUAUUAACAAAAUGUUUGUCCUAGAAGAUUUAAUAUCAUUGGAAGGACUCAUAAAAUGCAGAUGUGAGAAAAUUGCAGACUCGAAUGAUGUUUCAAUUGAUGAAUGUCAGAUUAAUGAAUUCAAAGAAGAAAUGUUGGCAAAAUUUUCCGAGUUAGAACAACAGUUACAUUUUUGUCGUUCUACAAUCUAA
Molecule: messenger RNA, 1307 nt
Organism: Clunio marinus
Lineage: Eukaryota; Metazoa; Arthropoda; Insecta; Diptera; Chironomidae
Source: the annotation of a GenBank genome assembly